Schizosaccharomyces octosporus yFS286 is the source of this 3062-nucleotide messenger RNA. Its product is annotated as DNA polymerase alpha accessory factor Mcl1. Gene Ontology annotation, biological process: DNA-templated DNA replication; mitotic cell cycle; DNA repair. The record is from RefSeq and is a predicted model, not a curated record. The transcript has 3 exons. Lineage: Eukaryota; Fungi; Ascomycota; Schizosaccharomycetes; Schizosaccharomycetales; Schizosaccharomycetaceae. Gene Ontology annotation, cellular component: nuclear replication fork. Bases 603 to 3062 code for a protein of 819 amino acids. Gene Ontology annotation, molecular function: chromatin binding; protein binding.
CAAACAUGCAAAUUGCUUAAGUAGUGUUUAUGGUCAAAAGGAAUUUGGCGACGAAACCUCGAUUUUCAAAUACCGAAGCGAUGUUAAACCGUUUUAUAUAGGUUAGCGCAGAGGAACAAAACUAAGAAUUUUUGCACUAGUAAACAACUAUCUUCAGUUGUUCCUCUUGCUGGUAAUUCUAUUGUUCCAGUAUGAUAAUCUCUUUAUAAUUUCUUUAUAAAUAUGUGCAGGAACAAUUAGGUGCUCAACUGUAGGAAACGAGUAUGGAAUGAACGUUGAUUGGACAGCUUACCCUUUUUCGUGCAUGCAGACAAGCCCUGUGGAAUUGUUCAUCUAAGUACUGGAAUGCAUUUCUAUUUCCGAAUUCCAAUUUUGCUGCGAUUUGCUUCGUGAGGUAUGUUUCACGACCUUCUUUGUUGCAAAAAUUGUAGUUCAUAGCAGGACAGUUGUCAACAAUAGAAGACUACUUUUUAAUUAAAUAGACGACAAGUAGCAAUGUUUCUCUUCCUCUUUUUAUGGAUUCAUUUUUAUUGUUGACUAAAGAGAUGGAGCGAUGUCCUAAUUAACAUUUCCACCAAGGGUUGCUUUCUUCGUCUGCUACAAUGGCAGGAAAUCGACUUGUGCCCCGAUAUGCACAUACCGAUGGAUUGACUAGGCUUGCAUAUACGCUAGACGGCACUUAUUUACUCACAGUUGGGUCCAAUCUGGUUAUAAGAAAGUUUCAGGUUGGUUCUGAUGAAGAACCUGAAUCCAUAGACAACCAUCAAGAUCCGAUUACUGGAAUUGCUGUUUCUAAAACCCAUUUUUGUACAUGCUCUGAAGACGCGACAAUAUGUGUAUAUCCCAUCAAUAACUCUUCAGAACAUACUUUGCUAGCCAGGACGACACUUCCUGUGCGUGAUAUUGCAUAUUCUACAGAUGGAAAUUGGGUAGCUAUUUCAAGUGAUGAAACAGCGGUAAAGCUUGUCAAUACAAAAGAAUUAACUCAAAUUCAUUCUUUGCGACCUUCCAAAACUUCAAAUAAACACGUAUCAUUCAGUCCGAAUGAGAAGUUUCUUGCCAUAUCCAGCUGCAACGGUAUAUUAUAUUUUUAUGAUGCUCAAUCCAGAAAUCUCGUGAAAUUUUUAACAAAUACUAUCUUGUCCGUUGAGGGUGAUUCUGAUCUUACCAGUAAGGCAAUUUGGCACCCUUUUGAUGGCACAUUCGCUGUUGCCGACUCUGAAAACCAAGUAUCUGUCAUAUCCACUGAUGAUUGGCUUGCUUUAUACAAACUUUCUCCGAAAGAAAAUUAUUCUUCCAUAACAGAUGUUGCUUGGUCAAGUAAUGGUCGUUUCUUGGCAGCUUCUUUCCGCGACUCGGGUAUAUUAAUAUGGGAUACUUAUUCAAAAGAAAUAGUAUCUGAACAUCAUUAUCAGAAUGUUGUUUCUUUGGCUUGGCAACCUUUUGCUAAUGUUUUGUCGUUUACUACAAAUCAAGGCGUGCUUUACAAUUGUCCAGAGGCUAUUCCUUUGUCAGAAACUAUCACAGAUGCCGAUUUUCAAAACAGAAACCAGCUUAAGAAUGGUCACAAGAAACGUAUUUUUUUGGAUGAGGCAGAAGAAAAUCUCUAUGGAAGUCAGAAUACCAACGACGAUGCCGCCCUUGCUGGUGGCAUCACAAACGGGGAAGAAGAUUUUGGUGAUUUAAAUGAAGAUGCAUUAGGUGAUCCAUUCGAUUUAGACGGUGAUAAUUACAUUGUGGAUGAUCGUGAAUUAGAACUUGCAAAGAAGAGGAAAGCACGUUCAACACGCGAUCAGCAGCCUGUUACCGCUGAUGAUGCUACGAAAAAACGUCGUCUUUUGCAUUCCGCCGUCCACAAGCCAGUUUACGCUGGAAGUACUCCAUGGCAAGGGAACAGACGUUACUUGUGUCUGAAUUUAGUAGGUUUCAUUUGGACCGUUCAACAGGACGACGGCCACAACACAAUUACCGUCGAAUUUCACGACGAGACUAAUCACAGAAGAUAUCAUUUUCCGGAUGAUCAAAAAUUUGAAACGGCUUGCUUGGAUGAAGAAGGAGCUUUGUUUUCCGCUCCAGCUACGGAGCAAUCACCAGGUGUUAUUUACUAUAAACCUCACGUGGAUUGGUCUCGGCGAUCUGAAUGGGCAUUAAUGCUUCCAAUGGAAGAUGAAAGCCCUGUUAGCAUAACGCUGAGCUCAAACGUAAUUGUUGUUUGUACAACAAGCGGCUAUGUGCGUAUUUAUUCUCGAACAGGCUUUCCUAUAAGUAUGUAUAGAAGUAAGCAACUACCUUUUGUUGCUUGCUCUGCUUUUCAAGAUCUUGUUAUGAUAGUUGCGAACGGCGGCCCUGCCGCUGAUGGAACCCCUCAAUUGGUGUACACAAUUGAAGACACAAGCAAAAACUAUGUCUACCAAUCGAAUGAUGGUUUAGCACUCCCACCUAAUGGGGAACUUCAAAGUAUUUUCUUUUCAGAUGUUGGUGAUCCAUAUAUGUUCGAUUCCAACGGUAUUCUUUUGGUCUUGCUUCAUUGGAGAACUCCUGGCCAGGCCAAAUGGACGCCUGUACUGGAUACAAAUGAAAUGGAACGUCGUAAGUCGAGACAAGAAUCCUACUGGCCCGUGACAGUAGCAGAUAAUCAAUUUCACUGUAUCCUUUUGAAGGGAAACGCUCGUUAUCCCUACUUCCCUCGUCCUAUGUUUACUGAAUUUCCAUUCCGCAUACCCUGUACUGUAGUGACUCCUGAUGCUCCUACCUCAGUUCCUGCAUUAGAGGAACUGCAACUUAGAAAUGCAAUUUUGUUGACAAUAACCGAAGAAGGAAUUAAGAAAGGAGAUGUUAACGAAGAACAGCAGCUUCAGGUUACAAGGCUUGAAGCUAAUAUUGACAAAGCUCUAUUACAACUAAUUCAAAAGGCUUGUUUAGAAGAAAAACUUGAACGUAUUCUGGAUUUAACAAAAGCUUUACGGAGAACACCUAGCAUAUUGGCAGCUCAGAAAAUUGCGCUGCAUCAUUCCCUUACCCAAGUUGCUGAAAAAAUUGGAACUCUUCUUCCUGCUGCUUAA